This is a messenger RNA of Eufriesea mexicana, 5115 nucleotides long. Its product is annotated as receptor-type guanylate cyclase Gyc76C. The coding region runs from base 616 to 4980 and encodes 1454 amino acids. Gene Ontology annotation, biological process: protein phosphorylation; cGMP biosynthetic process; receptor guanylyl cyclase signaling pathway. The record is from RefSeq and is a predicted model, not a curated record. The transcript has 20 exons. Lineage: Eukaryota; Metazoa; Arthropoda; Insecta; Hymenoptera; Apidae. Gene Ontology annotation, cellular component: plasma membrane. Gene Ontology annotation, molecular function: protein kinase activity; adenylate cyclase activity; ATP binding.
CGUACGGUCGUUUGUAAGAGAACGAUGAUUGGUUGUCUCGGUGGCGCGUUUCGACUUUGUAAAACAAAUCCGCGAUUCGUCGUCGGUCAUAACCGCGUAUAACGAUACGACGUGUGGUGUUGGACGUGUCGUUUCUCGUGGACAGUGCACGUAUUACUGGUCCCGUGGAAAAGGGAGAAAAAGACGGAAAAACUUGGCAAAUAGAAGUGCGUCGUCUUCGCGCCAGUAAAGGCGUCCUUCCGCGUUCUCUCGUACGUACACGAGUCGCGGCGAGUCGUGCGAGUGGAGUGAUUUUAUUUCCAACGAGCAGUGCCCGACGAAGGACGGAAAUAGCUUUUAAGUGAAGUUCCUCGACUUUUCGCGAUCGGUCAACGAGAGACCCGCAGGGAUGACGAGGUAGCCCCCCAUCCGAAGGAUUGGAUUACCAUGCUGGACACGGCCACGAGUCGCAGGUGGCUGUCAGAAGUUCAGGCUGAAAGCGCGAAGAGUACCAAUUGGCAGCAGCAUGCUCGCGAUAUAGCGUUCAAGCAUCGACAUUCUUCUCCCUGAAGUUACUCUGCCAUGUUGCUUAGGUGAGCGGGAGGGAGGCGGUGCUGACCGGUGGCGGCGGCGGCCAUGCGCCCCGGCCCGCCAGUACAGCCGAGCCGCCGCAGGCCUCCCCGUCGCCAGGAAGUCCCUCAGGAACGCAAUCGACGGCACCGGCUAGACCAGCCGCAACCGUUGCGGCCACGUUCGUACGGGAACAGCUCACGGGCCCUGCUGGUGUUGCUGCUGCUGGCCAGCAGCCCUCUGGUCCUGGGCCUGGCCGAGCCGCCAGGGUUGCCCGGGGCCGAGUGGCAGCAGGCACUCUCCAGGCAAAUCUACCCCAAAGCGACGUUCACCGGAACCAUUCAACCCAGGAAACAGCAGAACCUCACCAUCGGCUACCUCACGGCUAUCAAGGGUGGCCUCAAGGAUCGCCAGGGCCUCGCCAUCUCGGGUGCCUUUUCUAUGGCCCUCGAUGAGAUCAACAGCGACCCGAACAUAUUGCCAGACGUGAAGCUGGUGAUGCGAUGGAGCGACACGAGGGGAGAGACCGUGGAAGCCACGAAGGAAAUGAUCGAUAUGAUCUGCGAAGGGGUUGCAGCCUUCUUUGGACCAGAGGGCUCGUGCUACGUCGAAGCCAUAGUCGCUCAGUCCCGUAAUAUACCCAUGAUUAGUUACAAAUGCUCGGACUACAAAGCGUCGAAGGUGAACACGUUCGCGAGGACCGAGCCGCCGGACACGCAGGUGACGAAGUCGGUGAUCGCGUUGCUGCUCCAUUAUGGCUGGAACAAAUUCACCAUCAUCACGGAGAGCGCCUGGUCGACGGUGGCCCGGUCGCUGGAGGAGCAGGCCACCAAGAACAACCUCACCGUCAACCACUACAAGACCGUGGAGGAUCGACACACGUGCUGCGAAGAGAGACUGCCGUGCUGUCAAGUCAGCGUGUGGUUCCAGCUCAUACAGGAGACCAAAAAUAUGACUAGAAUUUACAUAUUCCUGGGAACGGCGAUGUCGCUGAUAGACAUGAUGAACUCGAUGCAGAAUCAACGGCUGCUGGACAACGGGGAGUACAUGGUGAUACACGUGGACAUGAUGACAUACUCGCCGCGCGAGGCGCAAAAGUACUUAUGGAAACCGGAUCACUUCGACAAUCUGCGGAACUGCAUGGAGCCGAAGGACUUCCUCAAGAGGGCUCGCUCCCUCAUGGUGGUGGUAUCCACGCCACCCACACAGAACUACGAAGAAUUCACGAAGAAGGUCAGGGAGUACAGCAGCAAGGAGCCGUUCAACUUCGUGAUCCCCGAAUUGCUGAGGAAAUACGAAAAGUACGUGUCGAUUCACGCCUCGUAUCUUUACGAUUCCGUGAAACUGUACGCGAGAGCCCUGGACCAACUGAUGAGGGAUCAUCCGGAGCACACGCUGCGCGAGAUCGCUAGCAAUGGCACCCAGAUCAUCGAGACGAUUAUCAGAAAUCACACGUAUCAGAGUGUCAGCGGUGCGACCAUCAAGUUCGACAAGUUUGGCGACUCGGAGGGAAACUUCUCGGUAUUGGCCCUGAAGAAGGACCCGUUCCGUUUCAACAAUUUCUCCUGCGACUACCAAAUGAAGCCUGUAGGCCAAUUUCAACAGGGUGAAACUCUAGUGUACAGGUCGUCGGAGGCGAUGGAUUGGCCGGGUAAAAACAAGCCGGAAGCGGAACCAGGAUGCGGUUUCCUCAACGAACACUGUCCCAAAGACGACACGCACCUGCGGAGCAUAGUGGCCGCCGGUGUGCUGGCCGUUUUAUUGUUCUGCGCCGCGGUAAUCACUAUGAGCAUAUACCGAAGGUGGAAGAUAGAACAGGAAAUCGAGGGAUUGCUGUGGAAGAUCGAGCCGAGCGAGAUACACGGCUAUCCUCACCUUGACAACAUGAUGUCCUCCCCUAGUAAAUUAAGCUUAGUUAGUGCAAUGUCCUACGAGUCAAGAUGCGGGGGCCAGGUGUUCGCGCAAACCGGGCAUUACCACGGGGUAGUGGUGAGGAUAAAGGAACUGAAGUUCUCGAAGAAGAAGGACAUUUCCAGGGACGUGAUGAAGGAGAUGCGUAUCCUUCGCGAGAUCAGGCACGGUAACCUGAACUCUUUCAUCGGGGCGUGCGUCGAGCCAAUGAGGAUAUUGUUAAUUACGGACUAUUGCGCCAAAGGAAGUCUUUAUGAUAUCAUCGAGAACGAAGAUAUCAAGCUAGAUGAUAUGUUCAUUGCGUCGUUAGUUCACGAUCUCAUUAAGGGUAUGCUGUACAUUCAUGAGUCAUCUGUGCUAGUCUGUCAUGGUAAUCUGAAGUCUUCCAAUUGCGUGGUGACCUCGCGAUGGGUACUCCAAGUCUCUGAUUUUGGCCUGCACGAUAUGCGUCACUGCGCUGAAUCCGACAGCAUUGGUGAACAUCAGUAUUAUCGAAACUUAUUCUGGAAGGCACCUGAGCUAUUAAGGAAUCCCAAUGCUCCGAUCAAAGGGACCCAGGAAGGGGAUAUUUACUCGUUCGCGAUUAUAUUGUUCGAGAUAAUCGGACGAAAGGGGCCGUACGGUGGCGUGAAUCUAGAACCCAAAGAAAUCAUAGACCGAGUGAAAAGGUUCCCAGAAGAUGGUGAACCGCCGUUUAGACCUAACAUACAGAUACUAUCCGAGUCUGAAGCAGACUGUGCUGAGUAUAUAGUUAGUACGAUUACCGACUGUUGGGCGGAAAGUCCGGAACUUAGGCCUGACUUCAAAAUGAUAAGGACGCGAUUAAAGAAAAUGAAAGCGGGAAGGCAUCGCAAUAUCAUGGACCAAAUGAUGGACAUGAUGGAAAAGUAUGCGAACAACCUCGAAGAUCUAGUCAGUGAACGUACACGCCUUCUUUUCGAGGAAAAGCAAAAAACCGAGGAUCUACUACAUAGAAUGUUGCCUGAACCCGUUGCGAAUUGCUUGACGAAUGGAAUCGGUGUGGAACCGGAAGCUUUCGAUUUGGUUACUAUAUACUUCAGCGAUAUCGUUGGUUUUACUGCAAUGUCUGCAGAAAGCACACCAUUCCAGGUUGUAAACUUCUUAAACGAUUUGUACACUUUGUUUGACCGCAUAAUCAAAGGAUACGAUGUAUACAAAGUAGAAACAAUCGGUGAUGCCUACAUGGUGGUUUCCGGUUUGCCACUAAAAAAUGGAAAUAGGCAUGCCGGAGAAAUUGCAUCGAUGUCUCUAGACUUACUGAACGCUGUGAAACACCAUACCAUAGCUCACAGGCCCCAAGACACUCUUAAAUUGCGCAUUGGGAUCCAUACAGGACCUGUGGUAGCAGGUGUUGUUGGUCUAACAAUGCCUAGAUAUUGCUUGUUCGGAGAUACCGUAAAUACAGCUUCGCGCAUGGAAUCAAACGGUGAACCAUUGCGUAUUCACAUAAGCGAGCAAUGUAAAGAUGCUCUGGACAAAAUCGGUGGCUACAUCAUUGAAGAACGUGGCUUGGUUCAUAUGAAGGGAAAAGGAGAAGUAAAAACUUACUGGCUCACUGGAGCCACUGAGAGAGCCAUUCAAAAACGAGAGGUGGACGUUGGUGAUCUUCCACCACUCUUUUGCAGACCGAGAAGGAGUCCAAAAUUAAAUUCAGAUUCUCGACAGGCUUCGUUAUUAGGAGGUCUAGGAGCGGGCAGUCGUAGACAGUCAAGUGUCCCGAGACCAACGCCAGAUGAUUCUUCGUCUCAAUGCGGAGGGUCCAGUCCAGUGCCCAAGUCUCUUAACUCUCGGAAAUUGGAACGAUCUCCUUUGUAUUUGACCGAUAGCGUAUCGAGGACAACGCUUGACAAUGUCGCGUUGCAAGAAGAUGUUGAGAAUCGAGCGGCUAACAUUAAAAUGGCACUCGAUGAUUUUUUUAUCGACACCAGGCCAAAAUUUAGGAAAAACGCAAGGGUUCUGUCAACAAUUGCUUCGUCAUCCUCCACGAGCGACUAUCCGUUUCAAACGAUAAUACGAGAGUCUCGUUCGCUAGAUCCAUUCCCGUUACUGCUCUAUAACAAAAGGUUCGAGUCGCGGAAUUUUUCUUGGAAAGAACCUAAGAAAAGUUUUCGGUCGUUGGAGAAUUGUGACAAGUGCACACGGACUAACUCAAAGACGAAUAUUUCUAAAAACGUGUUGAAUAACAAUUAUCCGAAUGGUAACGUGAUAAUAGUGCCCCAUACCGACGAGUCGCCUAACGAAGCAGAGACACCGUUACUAGGAGAUGAGAGUGGUUGUAUGGGAGAAAUUGUGCCUGUUAAACGUUGGCGAUCUCUUGAAGUGGUAUCCGUUCCUAGUACAGACAGCGUACCAGAUAAAAAGUCCUCCGCACGAAAUUCGAUCAGAAGCUGGCUCCUAAAUCUGUUUAGUGGCAAUGGAAUGCGCAACAGUGAUGUUUCGUUAAGAAGGGGUGUAAUAGCAGGUUACGAUAUACAGUCGGAACGUGAAAGUAUAGUUUAAUACGAAAUACGUCGGUAGCCGAGGAAAGAAGUGAAGGGAAUUCGAACACGAAAUCUUCUACUGCAAAACAUACGAGUGCACAAAAACAUUAUUACAUUUAUGAAUCAUAAGCAUGAUGUAUUGUUGCCAUUUUUU